AUGCAUAGCAAUAGAAAAGGCAUUACAUUAAGAAGACUAAUAAAUAAAAGCAUAGGAGGCCUUGGCUUUGGAUAUGAUUUCGACCCGAUAAACAAAGAUGACUGGAUUAAGAAAGCCAAAUCGUCAAUCGAACAGCUCAUCCUAGACUACGAGAACGGAGUAACCAGCGAUGAAAACAUAAUUGACGGUAUUGAUAUUAACUAUGAACACAUCUCUUCUAGUGUGGAUGACUUUUCCAACUGGAUAGGGGAAAUCAUAAAACAACUCAAGGAGGAUCCUAAUCUAACGGAACCUCCAAUAAGAGGUCCCUCAACCAUUCUGCUUCUUGUCCAGCAGACGCAAGAGCCACAAACUCUGAUUCCAUGGUUGAGAGAAUCCAUGAAUGUCGUGUCCAUUGCUCCAACAGAGCGUCUCCGAUCCCACUACCUCAAAUUGUAUCGCGACAACCAAGACAAUAUUGACUGGAUUGACUACAAGUUCUACAAUCAGUUUUUUAAAUCAACAGAUGACUUUGUAGAUCUCUUUUAUCAACUAGUUUCUGAUUACGGUACUCCCUAUAAACUCCUGGCAGGAGUCAACACCGAAAUGAGUAUUCCACCAACUACGAGGAAUCAGGAUCUCUUUGUUGGUGGAUGCUCAAUCCUCAUCAACCGUGCAUCACUAGCUGGAGUUUUUGUUUGGGAUGCUAAUGCAUCAACCCCCACAUAUUCACUUGAGGUAGACCUUCAAAAACUCCUUACUAAAAGUGAUUACUAA
Lathyrus oleraceus (garden pea) is the source of this 756-nucleotide messenger RNA. RefSeq lists its product as uncharacterized. NCBI's taxonomy places the organism in Eukaryota, Viridiplantae, Streptophyta, Magnoliopsida, Fabales, Fabaceae. The record is from RefSeq and is a predicted model, not a curated record. Gene Ontology annotation, molecular function: hydrolase activity, hydrolyzing O-glycosyl compounds. Bases 1 to 756 code for a protein of 251 amino acids. Gene Ontology annotation, biological process: carbohydrate metabolic process. The transcript is spliced from 3 exons.